GCGGGGGCGUCCCCCCGGCCCGCGCGGGUCCCAGCAAGGUGACUGGCGGCCAGGAGCGGGACCGGGGCUGGACCCUCCGCCCCGCGCGGGGAGGGAGAGUGAGGCGUGCGCCCCGUCCGGGCUGCCCCUCCGAGGGAGCGGGGCUCGGGCUUCCCAUUCUCCUGGAGCAAAGCAGUUAAGAGCACCGGCUCUGGAGUCAUACUCCGGGCUGGGAUACCGGCUCUCUGACCCGGGACAAGUCUCUUAACCUCCUUGAGCCUCCUUUUCCGCAUCUGUGAAGUGGGGUCAGCAAUACCUACCUUAGGUCAUUGCGAGGUUAAAGGAGAUACAAUGGCAGAGAUCCUCCUGGCACUCCGAAGCCACUACUAAGAAGUGGCAGGGAAAGAGUUGGAGCGGUGCCAGCAGCAGGCGAAUGAGGUGACGGAAAUCAUGCUCAACAAUUUUGACAAGGUCCUGGAGCGUGAUGGGAAGCUGGCGGAGCUGGAGCAGCGUUCAGACCAACUCCUGGAUAUGAGCUCAGCCUUCAGCAAAACAACCAAGACCCUGGCCCAGAAGAAGCGCUGGGAGAAUACCCGUUGCCGGAUCUACUUGGGGCUGGUGGUGGGUGGUGGCCUGCUCAUCAUCCUGAUUUUGUUGCUGGCCAUCUUUCUCCCACAGAGCAGUGAGAACAGUAGUGCCCCACAAGCCCAGGAUGCAGGCACUGCCUCAGGGCAUGGGGACUGACUCAGCUGGGCUGAAUGGUGGCACUGGCCUUUUCUGGUUUCCAGAGAACCCUGGUGUUUGCUCCGUCUGAGCCACCCCAGUGAGCACUGAAAGACAGCCCUGAUGUGUGCACCUCUGCAUCUCCUAUUAUGCCACAGACUGGCCCUUGAGGGCAGCCUGCUAUAUCGGCCAUCCCAGGCCAGCCCCACCUGGAGCUCAGUAAAAGCUGCUGUUUGAUUAAAA
Messenger RNA from Microcebus murinus (gray mouse lemur), 945 nucleotides. The record is from RefSeq and is a predicted model, not a curated record. NCBI's taxonomy places the organism in Eukaryota, Metazoa, Chordata, Mammalia, Primates, Cheirogaleidae.